GCGACAAGGAAGUGCUAUUGUGCGCGUCCUUCACUUUGCUAUGUGGUACUGUAACUAAGUCGUUACGAAAGUCUUGUUUUUGUAGUGUAGCAACAGUAUUACGCUGAUUUUUCAGGAUUAUGGAGUGACAGGAGCAAAAAGCAGCGUUGGUCAGAACGAAGAAAUCCUCUGGGAAGUUUUAACCUUUCAUUAACAGCAGCUACUGCAGCUCCUGUUUUAACUCAUCCUGCCUUCUCAUUUGUGAAAUCUCUGUAAGAGUCAAGUAGCAAUGACAGCUCCAAGUUCAGCAGAGAGGAAGGCCUGCUGGGAUGCCAGGGACAGGCUGUGGAAAUGUCUGGAUGACAAUGAUGACAAAGCUGCAUCAUGCCAGAACUUUCAAAGCGAAUUUGAGGCGAAAUGCCCCACUCAGUGGGUAAAAUAUUUCAUAAAGAGGAGAGACUUCUUGAAAUACAAGGAGAAGAUGCAGACAGAAGGCUUCACACCUGCUGAGGGUCCCCAGCAGCCUUCCUAACAGCUGAACAGCAGCUAGUGAAAAUCUGCAGACUGACUGACUUUAGCCUGAUUCAGACCAAGGCCAGAGGUGCAGGACAUGAAGAGCAGUUUUUUAACUUGAUUGUGGAUAAGUCCCCUUUAUCAUUAUUUGUACAGAAACAUAACUUGCAUUAGGAUACCAUGCAUAUAAAUAUCUCCAAAUGGCAGCGAGAACGACCUGUUUGAAAAUUGUUUGAGCUUCCAUCCCCAGAAAUAUGUGCUGUCAGCUCAUGUUCACCAACCCAGCUGGUCUGAAAUGCUUUGUAACCAAGGAAACCAGAAGGAGAAAAGAGAGAAAAGAUCCACAGUUAACGAAUCCAGUCAGCUCACCUGAAAAUUACAUGUAAUGUUGUCAUUGUGGACAAACUUAAAAUGUAUUAUUUACAAUUAUCUUGUAAUAAUUAUGAUAAUGGAGCCUUUAAACUUAUUCACACAUACAGUACAUGCACACAAACACUUAUCGUAAUACUGUCCAAGAUGAUUUUUCUGUGAUUUUGUUGCUUGAAAGCAAAACCUCCUCUCCAUUUCUGUUAGCAGCCAUUGUAUUAUGUGUCUAGAGCACAGUGUGUUCUUCUGUUCUUUGGGGUGAAUUAAUUUUUUUUUUGCAUUCAAAGCAGUCACAAUUCUUGAUCAAUUAAAUUAUACUAAGGUGACAAAAAAAAUGCAGGCUGAUCUUUACUAAUCGCUGAUUCUUAUUUUGUAAUUCCAGAACAGUGCCUCGUUAGGCAAAAUCUCAAAAGUCUGACGUUUGUGAAUAAAUAAAAUAAACUCA
This is a messenger RNA of Xiphias gladius (swordfish), 1303 nucleotides long. RefSeq names its product cytochrome c oxidase assembly factor 6 homolog. Gene Ontology annotation, biological process: respiratory chain complex IV assembly. Bases 269 to 511 code for a protein of 80 amino acids. Gene Ontology annotation, cellular component: respiratory chain complex IV; mitochondrion. The transcript is spliced from 3 exons. Lineage: Eukaryota; Metazoa; Chordata; Actinopteri; Istiophoriformes; Xiphiidae. The record is from RefSeq and is a predicted model, not a curated record.